Messenger RNA from Vombatus ursinus (common wombat), 891 nucleotides. RefSeq names its product L-lactate dehydrogenase A chain-like. The record is from RefSeq and is a predicted model, not a curated record. NCBI's taxonomy places the organism in Eukaryota, Metazoa, Chordata, Mammalia, Diprotodontia, Vombatidae. The coding region runs from base 16 to 891 and encodes 291 amino acids. Gene Ontology annotation, cellular component: cytoplasm. The transcript has a single exon. Gene Ontology annotation, molecular function: L-lactate dehydrogenase (NAD+) activity. Gene Ontology annotation, biological process: carboxylic acid metabolic process.
GCCAUCAGUAUUUUAAUGAAAGAUUUGGCUGAUGAACUUUCCCUAAUUGAUGUAAUAGAAGACAAAGUAAAGGGAGAGAUGAUGGAUCUCCAACAUGGCAGUUUUUUCCCCAAAAUGCCAAAGAUUAUUUCUGGCAAAGACUACAGUGUGACUGCAAACUCCAAGCUGGUUGUUGGUACAGCUGUAGCACAUCAACAGAAGGGAGAAAGUCCUCUUAAUUUGGUCCAGCACAAUGUGAAUAUCUUUAAAUUCAUCAUUCCCAAUAUUGUUAAAUACAGCCAAAAUUGCAAGCUGCUUAUUGCUUCCAGUCCAGUAGAUAUUUUGACAUAUGUGACCUGGAAGUUAAGUGGUUUUCCUAAGAACCAUGUUAUUGGAAGUGGUUACAAUCCAGAUUCUGCCUUUUUCCGUUACCUAAUUGGGGAGAGACUUGGUGUCUAUUUUUCAGGUUGUCAUGGAGGGGUCCUUGGGGAACAUGUAGACUCCAGUGUUCCUGUGUGGAGCAGUGUGAAUGUUGCUGGUACCUCUCAGAAGAAUCUUUAUCCUGUUUUGGGAACUGAUGCUGAUUCAGAGAAUUGGAAAGAUGUUCAUAAACAGGUGGUUGAAAGUGCUUAUGAGGUGAUCAAGCUGAAGGGCUACACUUCCCAGGCCAUUGGCUUGUCUGUGGCAGAUUUGGCAGAAAGCAUUAUAAAGAAUCUUAGGAGAGUGCAUCCAGUUUCCACCAUGAUUAAGGGCCUAUAUGUCAUUAAUGAGGAUGUCUUCUUUAGUGUCCCAGGUGUCUUGGGACACAAUGGCAUUUCAGAUGUGGUGAAGGUAAAUCUGAAUCUGGAAGAGGAGGACCAUUUAAAGAAGAGCACAGAUACUCUUUGGGGAAUCCAGAAGCUGCAAUUUUAA